Molecule: messenger RNA, 1300 nt
Organism: Xenopus tropicalis (tropical clawed frog)
Lineage: Eukaryota; Metazoa; Chordata; Amphibia; Anura; Pipidae
Gene: mpv17l
Product: MPV17 mitochondrial membrane protein-like
Exons: 5
Coding region: 638-1249 (203 amino acids)
Cellular component (GO): membrane; cytoplasm
Source: RefSeq, a predicted model, not a curated record
GUGGGAGGUGGAGAGGAGUCAGGAAGAGUCCAGCAAAGCAAAGAAGGACAGAGCCACAGCCAACAACAAACAGAUCCCUGCCCAAGAAACUAAAGGGAGAAGAAGCCAGAGCCUGGAAACAGAGAUUCACUACUCCCCAAGGAGAGAAGCACGUGGAAGCUUUGGGUUUUGGAAGCGAAUCACAUGCGUAUCAGAGAAGGAAAGGAACGGCAGCCAUUUUCCCAGUGGAGCAGGAGCGAUUGUUAAUGUUUUCCUCUAAAGACACGAUUUAUGCAUGAUCCAGAUGGCCAACCUUGAGGACCAGUUCAUUUUUUUAAUUCCUUGUGUUUAGCAAAUGAUUUUAUGUUUUAACUUUCUUUUUUUUAAAUGGAUAGGGACAUUACACCGAUGCUGUUGGAAGGCACUAAAUAUGCAGUCUGAGCCAAAACUAAUCUUAUUACUCUGGAGACAAUAGGGUGCCUUUCAUAUUGUUUCCCAAUGUUGAUUUAGCAGCUACUCCUAUUGUUGAAUGUAAUGUACUAGGAGUAAACACCAUUGUGUUGGAAGGGGGCAGCUUGUGUAUAGCCCUGUGGAGUGUCGUGUUCCUAUAGGUUGUGAUUUCCAGCAGAAAUAAGGUUUUUAUACUUCAGUGUACAAAAUGCGCAUACUUGUACAGUUCACUAAGCGACACCCGUGGUUGACCAACGUGACCAUUUAUGGCUCCCUGUUCGCCUCAGCCGACAUUGUACAGCAGAAACUGUCCAAAAGCCCAGGGGAGCCCAUCGAUUUUAAACAGACUGCAAAAGUAGGAAUUGUUGGAUUCUGCUUCCAUGCCAAUUUCAACUUCUUCUGGUUGAGGUUCAUAGAGAGGACGUUUCCGGGCUCAGCUCCACUAAAUGUCAUCAGGAAGGUGGCGUGUGACCAGCUGAUGGCUGCACCAAUCACAAUCAGUGCUUUUUAUACAGGCUUAAGUCUUCUGGAUGGAGAAAGCGAUAUAUUUAAGAACCUGAAAGAGAAGUUCUGGCCAACAUACAAGACAGGAGUAAUGUGCUGGACAGUAUUUCAGACCAUAAACUUCAGCGUGAUUCCCCCAUUUGUCCGAACUGCCUAUAUUGGAGUAUGUGCCUUCUUGUGGACCACAUUCCUCUGCUACAUUCGUAACCGAGACAUUAAUGAAGUGACUUCAAGGCUUCUCCAUGCCGUACCGAGCAUACGUGGGAAAGUGGCUUUCCAGCAGGACAAGGACGACAACAAAACAGACACUAAAUGAAUAUACGGUUGCUUAAUUAUAAAUCCCUUAAUAAACUAAUACUGCUGGGUA